CUCAUUGGUCCGGCUGCCUUCAAAGGACUCUUUUUCUUAACCAGAGGGGGGAGUCUGGCUUUAAGAAAGGAAUUCAGAAAUCCCAGGUCCUAGCAGAGCCGCGAACGCAGAGGAAGACUUGAACUCGCUGGGAAAAAUCCCCAGCCGCCCCGUUUUAAGAGAAAAUCAAAGCCACGUUAUUAGAACUCCCCGGGAAGAGACGGGGAACGGCAGCGGAAUUUUUUGAAGCGACUUUACGCGGUUUGUAAGAAGAGGCGCCUCUAUGGAGCUUCCAGGACGCAGCUUUCAGUGAUCUCCACUGAUGUUUCAUUAAAGCCAUAACACCCCUUUGUUCUUUUGGCUUUGUCCCCAGGGGGAGUGAAAAAGGGCUUUUUGGUUUUGUUUAAAAAAAAAAAAAAAAGUUCAGAGAAAAGAGAGAGGAGGGAGAGGAGAGGGAUCCUUCCAGUUCUAACUCACCCGAGGAAGGUGGGAGCUCUCCUGCUUUCUCCAGCCUGGAUUACAACUCGGAUUGUACAUGGGAUCAGCCAUGAGUGAGCCGCCCCGGCCCGCUGGAUUACUUCUCUUCUAAACCGGAGCGUACCGACAGCCAGGAUCUGCUUAAGAAGACAUUUGUCACAACUUCUGGCAGCCAUGAGUUCUGCUGGGGUGCUGACCUGCAUGCCAGACUCAGGACGAAUCUUCAGGGAGACUUCUAUGCGCCCACCAGUGCCAGGCCAGGAGACCAAGAACUACAAGACUGAAAAAUUCAGUAUGGAGCCACAAUGUUUUGAGCAACAAAUAAAGCACAAGGAAGAGUCCUUUAGGGAGGCCGAAGGUUGCGUUGCCAAUGACACGCGCUUCUCUCGGUGGGGCAGAUCCCUCAAUCUUUUGUUGGAUGAUCAAGAUGGUGCUACUCUUUUUCGGAUGUACCUGGAAGGGCAGGGCCUGGUGGACCUUCUAAGCUUUUGGUUUGCUUGCAAUGGCUUUAGAGCCAUGGAACCGACAGAACCCAAGACAUCAAAGACUGCCAAAGCCAUAUAUCGUUGGUAUGUACAAAAUAGCCAAGCUGUUUCGGGACGUUUAAAGCCAGCCACAAGGGCCCAAGUGAAGGAAUGUGUAAAGAACCAACAGCUGAAUAGGACUCUGUUUGACCAGGCUCAGCAGGAGAUUCAGAGGGCCAUGGAGCAAGAGGCCUUUCCUUCCUUUUUGCAAUCUGACAUAUGCAAGGAAUACGCUCAUGCUGUGGACAGUCCCGUUCCGGAUAGCCCUGGACCUGGUCUCCCAACUCUGGCUGAGGAUGAGGAAUUUGGUGGGUUCCACAACUAUAAUGUUGGCUUGGGAGCAAUGGGGAAACGAAACCGUGCCUUCUCACGAUUGCCGCCUAGAAACCAAAGAUCCCAUCUGCGGAAGACCGAACCUGCCUACCAGUACUUUGCCCCUGCGGCAAGUAUCAAUGACAGUGAAAUUUCAAGCGAUGCCCUGACAGAAGACAGUAUGUCUAUAACAGAUGGUAGUGUAGAUGGAGUUCCACCAUACCGCUCCAAAAAGCAAAGGGAAAUCCAUAGAAGUGUCAGUACCAAUGGACAAGUGCCUCUGCCUUUUGUUCCUAGAACUAUGCGCCCACCAGCUGAAAUGAUGCCAACGAACCCUGCAGAAUUUGCUGCAAAACUAACGCUAGCUUUGGAAAAAGUUAAAAAACAAAGAGACGCAGAAGAAAAGCUGGAAGAAAGGCUGCAGAGGUUGAAAGAGGAAGAAGAGAAAGCGGAAUAUGAUAUCCCUCCAUCUAGCCACGACGCUGUGCCAGCUGCUUCAUGUGAGGAUGACCCACAGUCUAUCCUGGAUGACCAUGUAUCUAGGGUCUUGAAGACGCCAGCAAAUCUGUCGCCUAGAUCUCAAUCCCCCUUCAUUCAAAGAAAAGCCAAAGGUCAAGCAUCAUUUGGCAAAGGUCAAAGCUUAACUUCCUGUCACUUAAGGCCAAAAGCUCCCCCAGGAAUGGAGGCGCCUGUCACACAGAAUGUAGAACAGCGCAGUUCCAUGAGUUCCCAGGGAACCAGAAGUUGCAGAAAGCCAGAAGGCUGUGCGACCACAUACAAGACAGAAGAAGGUCAAUCCUCUGUUGGCCUGACCACCCCACUUUCCAACGAACAGGAAAUAGAACGCAGCCACAGUGUUUUGCAAUGGGUUCUUGAAAGUGCCAAAAUGAUGAAGAAGCAUAAUCGGGACGUUCCCACCAAUGUAAACCACGCUCCAGAGUUAAAGAGGACAACACACCGUGCAGCAUCUCAACCAGCACAUCUGUUCCUGCAGGAUACCUCUAUGCCACCUCUUAAUGCUCCUAAUACCCUUGACCAACUGGAAGAAGCCCGCAGGCGCCUAGUUGAGGAAAAGAGAGUUCCUAAGCUUCAUAAAAGCAGGUGUGUGCAGUCUGCAACGCUGAAAGAAAAAAGCAAAACUGCUGAGAGCAUCUCUUCCGGCUUCUCCACACUGAAAUUCUCUGAAGAGCUGAAGUCCACUAAAAAGAUGAGCAUCGAUCAAGGACAAGGAGGUUUAGCGAUUGUCUAUUAUUUCUGUGGAGAAAGAAUCCCUUAUAUGAUUCGAACAAAGGAGCCAAGCUUGACUUUGCAAGAAUUUAAAGAGCUGCUGAGUAAGAAGGGAAGCUACAAAUAUUACUUCAAGAAGGAGAGCCAGGAGUUUGAAUGCAACGCUGUAUUCCAAGAAAUCUCCGAAGAGGAUGCCGUGCUACCACUCUACGAAGAAAAGAUUAUCUGCAAGGUGGAGAGAGCAUGUUGAAUGUACACUUGACACAAGUGAAUAGCAUUUUAGUGCUGCUCAUAGAUGUGAAAUCUUGCUGGAUAAUGGACAAUGCAGCAAGCUGAACAAGAUGGAAGCUGAGAAGGACAAAAUCUGGUGAUCUUAAGUGAUUGCAGCGACUUAAUUGUGGAAGUAUAAAUGGAAUGGCUGCUUAGAGAAAAGAGACAAAAGGAAGUCGCCCAGUCGUUGGUCAUAGUGCAGGGAUGCAGUAUGUGAAGAAGAUUGUGAUCUCGUACUGUGGAUAACCGUACAGAGUUCUGCUUGAACAAAAACUGAACUUGAUAUGGAAGUGGAAGCAUGUUUUCCUGGUGCAAAAAAAAUGGAAACACUCACUUCCUGAAUGUUUAAGGCCACUAAGUAUAUUCAGGUACAUUAUAUGUACAUACUUCAGUGUAUUUAUAUAGCACAUAGCUUUUUUAUUAUUAUUAUUUAUGGACAGGAUUGACUUUGCCAUAUAACAUAGAGCAUUUCCUGCUAUGUUUUGAAUUACCACUAUGAAAUCCAAUAUUGCAAAUCUAUGGAUAGUUGAGCACCCUUACUACAGAACCUGAAGAGAGGAAUGUCAUUGAUCAGUUGUGUCUUACACGGAAAGAAAAAAAUGGACCC
This is a messenger RNA of Nanorana parkeri, 3396 nucleotides long. RefSeq names its product axin-related protein-like. NCBI's taxonomy places the organism in Eukaryota, Metazoa, Chordata, Amphibia, Anura, Dicroglossidae. The transcript has 12 exons. Gene Ontology annotation, biological process: negative regulation of canonical Wnt signaling pathway. The coding region runs from base 631 to 2769 and encodes 712 amino acids. The record is from RefSeq and is a predicted model, not a curated record.